AUGGAGACAAUCAAUUAUUAUCCAUCCACUACCACAAUUGGAGGUCUUCUAUUUAGUAAUUAUAUAUCUGAAGAAAUUCGUUGUUUAAGUGUAAAAGAAUUAACAUCAUCACAAGCAAUUGAUCGUCUUGGUGUACUAAUAUCUGAUAGUCCAUAUGAUUUAGCAUUAGGACCCUUUGAUAAAAAAAAUGAUCGUUGUUUUACUUAUACAUUUUAUGAACAGAUCAACGAACAUAUGAAAUUAAAUCCACCAUCAUCAACUAAAAUAGAAUCAACAACAGAAAAAUUUAUUAGCUAUUCGACAACAGUUUAUUAA
Rotaria sp. Silwood1 is the source of this 315-nucleotide messenger RNA. Lineage: Eukaryota; Metazoa; Rotifera; Eurotatoria; Philodinida; Philodinidae. The record is from the annotation of a GenBank genome assembly.